CCAACAAUGUCUAUCAAAAUUUGAAUCUUCUUCAUAUCAAGGUUUGCGUAACGUUUCCACAGUUCCGCAUACAACGACUCUUCCGCAUGAGAUAUCGUUCCGCUGUCCGUUCGACUGUUUUGGAUGAACGCCCACUUAUCAGUAGCCGGUUUGUACAUUUCACAACAUUGUAUUUUGAAAUACUACAAAAGUAUAAAAUAGUAAAGUAACGUGAUCAAAUACACGGGGAAAUUUUUCGCUCGGAAAGAAAACUUCCAUACUUUUCUUAUAUAUAUAAAGUAGUAAAUGAGUUGUGAUAACUUUAUCAGUAUAAACCUAGAUACAGUCACAUACCUGUAGACCUACACCUGUGACUUAUAUCUAGCUCACCAUGGAAGAUGGAAGGAGAUUUGUACUGUUGCUGACGCUUUGGGUGUGUAUGGUGUGUUACUGUCAGUCAAGCUUGGACCUCCUGAGACUGCCAACAGAGGACGCCUUAUCGCUAGAUGAAAACUGUCUCAAUUGCCAAGGCGACUGCUUCAACAACACUAAUAUCUGCAAUGGCACGUGCGUUAGCGGUUUCUAUGGUGACGGAUGUGAACUAAAUUGUACAUCAAAUUGUCGUUACGGUUGUAACAGGACAUCGGGUUCUUGUAAUUAUUGUGCGAAAAAUUACCAAGGGGACUACUGUAACGAGACGUGUCCACAGAACUGUUACUCUGGGUGUCGGCAGUCGGGGCUGUGUUUCGGCUGUGAGCUCUCUUGGUUCGGUGAGAAGUGCAAUAAAACUUGCCCGAAAAAUUGUAGAUACGGAUGUGAUGCUGAAACAGGAGAAUGUACACGCGGGUGUAAACCCAACUUCUGGGGAACCGAAAGCUGUAACCAUACAUGUCCUGUAAACUGUGACGGUGUCUUUGACUCAUCAAGCUGUUCACAGUCCUCAGGCGCAUGCACCAAUGUGCAAGCCGGGGUAUACAGGCGACAUGUGUACCGAGCGAUGUCAUGAUCCCAACUGCUCAAAAUGUAUAAAUGAUCCAGGCAUACAGCGUUGUUACGAAUG
Molecule: messenger RNA, 1039 nt
Organism: Pecten maximus
Lineage: Eukaryota; Metazoa; Mollusca; Bivalvia; Pectinida; Pectinidae
Product: cell death abnormality protein 1-like
Exons: 2
Coding region: 371-985 (204 amino acids)
Source: RefSeq, a predicted model, not a curated record